AUGGUGAGAGUGAAGUCGCGACCUGGUGCUUUAUCAGAGCAGGAAAGAGAGGAUCGUAUACAUCGAGCACUGUCAAAGAGGGCGGAAUACAACACUCCUUGGUCAGUUCUCGCACUAGAAUUUGGUAUUGCCGCAGCUACAUUGAACGAUCGAUUCAAUGGCAGAAAAAAUAGACGGGAAGCACAUCAAGACCAGCAGAAGCUACCACCAAGCGUGGAAAGGGCACUUAAGAAAUGGUGCCAGGACAUGGACGAUGCAGGUUUUCCACCCAGGAUUGAUCUACUGCGGGGUAUGGCGACAGCUUUAGCGCAGAAGAUCGCGGAAGAGGAACAUCUUGGGCCCGAUGCAGCACAUAUUGGACGAAACUGGAUAACACGUUUCCUUGAUAGGCAUCCAGAUCUUUCAGCCAAAUACAGCACCCAACUGGAUCGUCAAAGGCAGCUAGCAAAUAAUCCCAUCACGUUAAGAGACUACUACAAUAACCUAAACCGGCUUAUCCACACCCUAAUCUCUAAAAGGUUUCGCCCCAACCAGGAUACGUACAAUUUUGACGAGAAAGGGUUUAUACUUGGUUACUCAUCAAAAGCGAAAGUGAUCUGCCGGUCAGGGAAAAGAAAUCCAAACGUUGCCCAGGAUGGUUCCCGGGAGUUGAUCACAGUCAUUGAAGCGGUCUCUGUAGCAGGUUGUGUUCUUCCAGCUUGGGUAAUCUAUAAAGGGAAGAGUCAUUACAUGGGUUGGCAACAAUCGACAGAUGAUGCGGAAGCGGUCUUUUGUUUUAGCGACAAUGGUUGGACAAACAAUGAUAUGGGGUUGCGAUGGUUGAAAGAACACUUCGACAUUCACUCCAAAAAGAUCAGUGGAGCCCAACCACGCCUAUUGAUUUUAGAUGGUCAUGGUUCACACCUAACCUAUGAGUUUUGCUCUUAUGCCUCCUCUCAGAACAUUCAUAUCAUGUGCCUCCCUGCCCAUUCAACUCACCUACUUCAACCUCUAGAU
This is a messenger RNA of Morchella sextelata, 996 nucleotides long. RefSeq lists its product as uncharacterized. The transcript has a single exon. The record is from RefSeq and is a predicted model, not a curated record. Gene Ontology annotation, cellular component: nucleus. Gene Ontology annotation, molecular function: DNA binding. NCBI's taxonomy places the organism in Eukaryota, Fungi, Ascomycota, Pezizomycetes, Pezizales, Morchellaceae. The annotation marks the transcript as partial.